GAAAGAUGCAUUUCAAUGUGUUCCUUUCCAGGUUCCCAGAGUGAGCAACAUUUUUCCCCCAUCGGAAAUCAUUCUCCAGUUGUAUGUAAAAUUCCCAAGCCACAGUUUCCCGGUCAACAAAAGGGUGCAACUUGAGAAGCCAAAGCAUCUACUUUUCAUCCAGACAGACAAACCAAUCUACAGAGCGGGUCAACAAGUUCAGUUUCGCAUCGUCUCUAUGGAUAAAGAUUUACGCCCCCUGAAGAAGAAGGAUCCCCGAAAAAACCGGGUGUUCCAGUGGAGAGAUGUGGAGUUACCGUUGGGCAUAAUCCAGCUUUCCUAUUCUCUGUCUUCCGAUCCUCUCUUGGGCACCUUCAAAGUGGUGGUAGAGGAAGACUCCACGAAAGUUGCAGAAUACGACUUUGAUGUGGACGAAUAUGUUGUGCCCAAAUUUGAGGUUUGGAUAAAUGCCCCGAAGCUCAUCACGGUAACGACUGAGGAAAUAACAAUCAGAGUGUGUGGCAGGUUUUUUGACAGAAACACGGAAGUGGUUUGA
Molecule: messenger RNA, 535 nt
Organism: Thamnophis sirtalis
Lineage: Eukaryota; Metazoa; Chordata; Lepidosauria; Squamata; Natricidae
Source: RefSeq, a predicted model, not a curated record